AUGAGUCCAAAUUGUUGUGAAACAUCUUCAUCCAAGACGACAUCGACUGGUAGUGGUAAUAUCUCUUCGUCAACUCUUUCGUCGUCACCGUCAACAAUAUUGUAUCCACUAGCACAAGCUAAUCAUCACAUAACAUGUGUCAUUAUCGAUGAUAGUCAAAUUGGAAAAUCAAGUCUAGUUGUCUCUUAUACAACAAAUGAUUUUCCAUCUACCUAUAUACCAACAGCAUUCGAUAAUUAUUCGGUAGAUAUUUCAGUGGGAAAUAGAUUAGUCCAUUUUGAUACAUGUGAUACAGGAGGAAAGGAGCCAUUUUCAUCAUUACACGAUUUAUGUAUUCCAUAUUCUGCUAUUAUAUUACUUUGUUUUUCUGUUGUUCAACCACAAUCAUUUCAAAAUGCUAUUACCUAUUGGUUAUCACGUGCACGUCGAUCAAAUUCAAAGACAUCCGUUAUUCUUGUUGGAACACAAAGUGAUCUUGUUCAUGAUUUAAAAACUCUUUUAAAACUUGAUCAAUUGAAACAAAAACCUAUUACGGAAAAAGAAGCUCGUGGACGUGCGCAACAAAUGGAUGCUACAACAUAUAUGGAAUGUUCAGCUUUAACACAAAAAAAUUUAAAAACUAUAUUUGAUACUGCUGUUUUAGCAGCUAUCGAUUAUCACAAUUCAAAUUCAGAGGAUUUUAGGUUUCAAAAGUUAAAACUUAAAAAUCUUUAA
This is a messenger RNA of Didymodactylos carnosus, 714 nucleotides long. Lineage: Eukaryota; Metazoa; Rotifera; Eurotatoria; Philodinida; Philodinidae. The record is from the annotation of a GenBank genome assembly.